Messenger RNA from Penicillium oxalicum, 2733 nucleotides. Its product is annotated as coatomer subunit beta'. The record is from RefSeq and is a predicted model, not a curated record. The transcript is spliced from 7 exons. Gene Ontology annotation, biological process: retrograde vesicle-mediated transport, Golgi to endoplasmic reticulum; endoplasmic reticulum to Golgi vesicle-mediated transport; intra-Golgi vesicle-mediated transport. Gene Ontology annotation, molecular function: structural molecule activity; protein binding. Lineage: Eukaryota; Fungi; Ascomycota; Eurotiomycetes; Eurotiales; Aspergillaceae. The coding region runs from base 1 to 2733 and encodes 910 amino acids. Gene Ontology annotation, cellular component: COPI vesicle coat.
AUGCGACUCGACGUCAAGGUUGAUAGAAACAUUGCUGACCAAGAUAUUUUUGAUAUAGAGGCAGCUCUUUGCCCGCUCCGAGCGGGUGAAGGGAAUCGGUACGCUCACGACGUUCCCCGCGCAGAGCUCGAAACAACAUCGAAGGACGCCACUCUGACACCUUUUCUUAUUGCAGACUUCCACCCAACGGAGCCCUGGAUUCUGACAACCCUCUACAGCGGUCACGUCUACAUCUGGUCUUAUGAAUCACAGUCCAUUAUCAAAACUUUCGAACUCACCGACGUUCCCGUUCGAGCUGGUCGUUUUAUUGCCCGGAAGAAUUGGAUUGUUUGCGGCUCCGAUGAUUUCCAGCUCCGUGUCUACAAUUAUAACACCUCCGAAAAGAUCACAUCCUUUGAGGCGCACCCAGAUUACAUCCGGUCAAUCGCUGUUCACCCCACCCAGCCCUAUGUUUUGACCGCAAGUGAUGACAUGACCAUCCGAUUGUGGGACUGGGAGAAAGGUUGGAAAUGUGUUCAAGUCUUCGAGGGCCACAGCCACUACGUGAUGGGCAUGGCUAUUAACCCCAAGGACACCAACACUUUCGCGACUGCUUGUCUGGACCGGACUGUGAAGAUCUGGAAUCUUGGCUCUCCCCAUGCAAACUUCACAUUGGAGGCUCACGAGACGAAAGGAGUGAAUCACGUUGACUACUACCCGGGCUCGGACAAACCAUAUCUUCUUACAACCUCAGAUGACAAGACAGUCAAGGUCUGGGAUUACACGACCAAAGCCCUCAUUGCGACCCUGGAAGGUCACACGAGCAAUGUCUCUUUCGCUUGCUACCACCCCGAGCUUCCCGUCAUCAUCUCUGGUUCUGAAGAUGGGACAAUUAAGAUCUGGCACGCCAACACCUACCGCCUUGAGCAGUCAUUGAGCUACGGUUUGGAACGAGCAUGGUGUGUUUCGUACCAGCCGGGCCGACAGGGAAUCGCAAUGGGUUUCGAUGACGGUGCCGUGGUUGUGAAAAUGGGACGCGAGGAACCUGCUGUGUCAAUGGACGGAUCGGGCAAGGUCAUCUACGCCAGGCAUAGCGAGGUUGUCUCAACUGUCAUUAAGGGAGAUGCUGGCGUGAAGGAUGGCGAACCCAUUAUGCUUCCCACCAAGGAUCUUGGACAGUGCGAGAUUUAUCCUCAAACAUUGUCUCACAACCCCAAUGGUCGCUUCGUUUCGGUUUGUGGAGACGGAGAGUACAUCAUUUACACCGCCCUUGCCUGGCGUAACAAAGCUUUCGGUUCCGCCCUCGAUUUCGCCUGGGGUUCCAAGGAUAAUAGUAACGACUACGCUAUCCGCGAGUCCGCUACGAGUGUGAAGAUCUUCAAGAACUUCAAGGAGCAACCGGGCGGUCUUGACGUUGGAUUCCAAGCCGAAGGCCUAAGCGAUGGUGUCCUACUUGGUGUCAAGGGACAAGGUGGCAUUGGUCUCUUCGACUGGGACACCGGCAGCCUGGUCCGCCGAAUCGAGGCUGACCCGAAAUCUGUCUACUGGUCCGAAUCUGGCGAACUCGUUACUCUUGCCUGCGAGGACGAUUUCUAUGUUCUUCGCUACUCUCGUGAGGCUCACAUCGAGGGAAUUAACAAUGGCGAGGCUGACGAAGAUGGUGUGGAGGCUGCCAUGGAACUUGUUGCUACCAUCAACGAGACCGUCCGUACUGGUGAGUGGGUUGGUGACUGCUUCAUCUACACCAACUCCGCCAACCGCCUGAACUACCUUGUGGGAGACCAAACGUACACAAUCUCCCACUUUGACCAGCCCAUGUAUGUGCUGGGUUAUCUGCCCCGUGACGGACGGAUCUACCUCGCCGACAAGGACGUCAACGUUGUCUCAUUUGCUCUUUCCUUGGCUGUCCUGCAAUAUGAAACCCUUAUUCUGCGAGGCGAGAGUGAAGCGGCCGAGGAGGUGCUGCAGGAUGUUCCUGAAGACCAAAUGAAUAAGAUUGCCCGGUUCCUCGAGGGACAAGGGUACAAGGAGCAGGCUCUUCAAGUUGCAACCGAUCCAGAGCACCGAUUCGACUUGGCACUUUCAUUGAAUGACCUGGAAACUGCUUUGGAGAUUGCCCGUGCUGCCAAUGUCGAGCACAAGUGGAAGGCCAUUGGUGACGCUGCUUUGGCCAGCUGGAACCUUGCUCUGGCGCAAGAAUGUUUCUCUCAAGCCAAGGAUGUCGGCUCGCUGUUGCUGCUGCACACAGCCUCAAAUGACCGGGAAGGUCUUCGCGCGCUCGCUGCCCAAGCUUCAGAGUCUGGCCUCCACAACGUUGCCUUUUCCACGCUCUGGUCCUUGGGUGAUAUUGAUGGCUGCAUUGAUCUCCUCGUGAAGACCAACCGUCUCGCUGAAGCUGUUCUCUUCGCUCAGACUUACAAGCCCUCGCGCGCUCCCGCUCUCGUGGUGCAGUGGAAGACCUCCCUUGAAGGAUCUGGUAAGACCAAGGUGGCCCGCUUGAUCGGAGUUCCUCCCGGUGCCCCCGACAUCAUCUCGACUGACGAUGAUCUCUUCCCCGAGUGGGACGAGUAUAUUCGUCUCGAGAAAGAGGGAUCCGUCCCCGCUCAACCUUCCUCUGAGUCUUUGAUCGACAUCAACGGCGAAGAGGAGAAGGAGACGACCACAAACGGCGUGUCUGAGAAGGAGGAACAAGAAGAAGAGGAAGAAGCCGACGUCGAGGCCGAGACUGAAAGCGACGCUGAGGAUGAUGAGUAA